Molecule: messenger RNA, 1463 nt
Organism: Gastrolobium bilobum
Lineage: Eukaryota; Viridiplantae; Streptophyta; Magnoliopsida; Fabales; Fabaceae
Product: putative HVA22-like protein g
Exons: 7
Coding region: 301-1233 (310 amino acids)
Source: RefSeq, a predicted model, not a curated record
CAGGAAAUUGCAAUUGCAAAUUGCAAAUUGCAAAGCAACAAUUUAAACUGUUCCUCUAACGUCAACUCGAACUCCUGUUAUUUCUGUUCCUUUUUUCUCUAGUUACUGUUACUUUUCUCCCGUUUCUCUCGCCGACAACGUAACGGUUCGCGGUGGCCGUUUCCGGUGUCACCGCCGAUCUCUCUCAAUCUCCUCCGCCAGAUUCACCGGAACUUGUUAUCUCUUCUCAUUUCGGAUUUACACUCUACUUACUUCCUUUCUCUUUCUCCGUCGCAACACAAUCAAUUUGAGGAAUACGAAAUGAUAGGAUCCUUUCUUACCUGGGCGCUUGUGAUGGUAUUUGGCUAUGCUUAUCCAGCCUAUGAAUGUUAUAAAGCAGUUGAAAUGAAUAAGCCGGAAAUUGAAAACCUUCGCUUUUGGUGCCAGUAUUGGAUUUUGGUGGCUGUUAUAACAGUAUGUGAGAGAAUUGGUGAUACUUUUAUAUCAUGGGUGCCAUUGUACUGUGAGGCUAAGUUGGCAUUUUUCAUAUUUCUGUGGUACCCCAAAACAAAGGGAACAACUUAUGUGUAUGAUUCCUUCUUUAAACCAUAUGUUGCAAAACACGAGACAGAAAUUGAUCGCAGCUUGUUGGAACUAAGGACAAGGGCAGGAGAUAUUGCAGUUUUGUAUUGGCAAAGAGCUGCUAGUUAUAGUCAGACUAGAAUAUAUGACAUUUUGCAGUUUGUUGCUGCACAAUCAACCCCAGCACCUCGUCCUGCUCAGCAACGACCAGGUGUGAAGGUCCGUCAACCUGCACCUGCUAAUUGCCAAACAGAACCACAAGUUGAGGAACCUCCAUCUCCUACCUCUAGCACAUCUUCGAGUCAGCUCCAGAAGGAGGUAGCAGAAGAGUUACACUCUGCACAAGUGCCUAAAGCAGCUCCUGUAGUGGGUUUAAGUAACCCAAAGUCUCUUGUUGCGGGUUUAAGUACUCAGAAGUCUCCUGUUGCAGGUUUAAGUACUCCGAAAUCUCCUGGAGCAGGUUUAAGUACUCAGAAGUCUAAUACUACGUCUGAAACAACCAACCAAGCUGCACCAGCAGAGGCAGAAACAAAGCAGAUUGAAGCAGCAGCACCGUCAUCUUCUUUAGCAAAUGAAAAUGGGAACCCUCCUAUAAAGGAGACCAUAAUGGAAGAAAGCAUUCGAGUUACACGGGGCAGACUAAGGAAAAACCGAUCAGCAGGAACCCGCUAGCGCAUCAUUAUUGUUAAUUUUUAGCCUGAAAUAGUGGCAGUUGAACAAUAAUGAGCAUUGAUUUGUCGUAAAACUUUAUGUAAAUCUGUCGUCCUCAGUUUUAAUUCCAUUUGUUGCUUCAUUUUAUUUCUUUCUUUUUUUUUGUCUUGGCAUGGAAGCUUUAGUAGCUUGAUGCCACUUUAUAUGGACCCAGAUUUGGAGGGGAUAUUUGCAUUGGCUGCUUUGUAUAG